Beta vulgaris subsp. vulgaris (sugar beet) is the source of this 1460-nucleotide messenger RNA. Its product is annotated as ADP-ribosylation factor GTPase-activating protein AGD12. The record is from RefSeq and is a predicted model, not a curated record. The transcript is spliced from 9 exons. Bases 235 to 1236 code for a protein of 333 amino acids. NCBI's taxonomy places the organism in Eukaryota, Viridiplantae, Streptophyta, Magnoliopsida, Caryophyllales, Amaranthaceae. Gene Ontology annotation, molecular function: phospholipid binding; GTPase activator activity.
AGACUCUUGCAAUAUGAAUUUUUAAUUCUUUUUCUUCAUUCUCCACAAUUCAGCGCUCUCUCUGACCCAAACAAUAAUUUAAGCUCUCUCUUAUUCUCUCUCCUCCACAGCUGGCUCCGGGGGGAAACUCAUCUCCCAUGCUGGUACAAUUGGCGUCGGAAAUUCAUCGUUAUCCUGAUUUCCCUGGAACAAUUUUCUAAUUUGUCCUAUAACAAUCCCUCAAUUGGCGUCGCAAUGAAUAAUCGUACGGAGCUUGGUAGACCUACCUCAGGUAAAAGAAGGCUUAAGGAUUUGUUGCUUAAAAAGGAUAACCGCUUUUGUGCUGACUGCGGUGCACCAGAUCCUAAAUGGGCAUCAGCAAAUAUCGGAGUUUUUAUAUGCUUAAAAUGUUGUGGUGUGCAUAGAAGCCUUGGAACUCAUAUCUCGAAGGUUUUAUCAGUCACAUUAGAUGAGUGGUCUGAUGAAGACAUUGAUGCGAUGGUUGAGGUUGGAGGAAAUGCUGCAGCUAAUGCAAUAUAUGAGGCUUUUAUUCCCGAUGGAUCCUCAAAGCCUGGACCUGAUGCAAGUCACGAUGAUCGUAUGCGAUUUAUCAGAUCUAAGUAUGAGCUUCAAGAAUUCCUGAAACCGAGCUUGCGGAUUGUGUCAAUGCCUGCUGCAAAGAACUCGCUUCAACCAAGCUUGUCUAAGAAGCUAAUGAAUAGUUUUCGAGGUUCACAUUCAUCAAAGAGAUCCGAAAGCUCUGAAGGAAUGGUUGAAUUUAUUGGAGUAUUGAAGGUCAAAGUAGUGAAAGGGACAACUUUAGCUGUUAGAGACAUGUUAUCAAGUGAUCCUUAUGUUGUCCUGAAUCUUGGGCAUCAGAAUAUACAAACAUCUGUUGUAAAGAGCAACCUAAACCCUAUUUGGAAUGAGGAACUUAUGCUUUCUGUACCUCAACGAUAUGGACCUGUAAAGUUGAAAGUGUUUGAUCAUGACACAUUCUCAGCUGAUGACAUCAUGGGUGAAGCAGAGAUUGAUAUCCAGCCAUUGAUAACCUCAGCGAUGGCCUAUGGGGAUCCAGGAAUGUUUGGUAAUAUGCAAAUUGGGAAAUGGUUGAAAUCACAUGAUAAUGCCCUUGUAGAAGAUAGCAUAAUCAACAUUGUCGAUGGAAAAGUCAAACAAGAGAUGCAAUUGAAGCUCCAGAAUGUCGAAUCUGGAGAGCUUGAAUUAGAAGUGGAGUGGAUGCCUCUUGAGCAAUAGUUAGCGAUAAAUAAGAAGAAAUGGAAAGAGAAUAAGGAAUCUAGUAUUGAAAGAGUACCGGUGUGGGAUCCUAAAUAUCUUCUUCUAUCCUGUGUAUUAUUUUUGAAUUGGUUUUGAUUUGUUCCAUUAUACGACCAACUCUUAUUGCAAGUCUUGGUUUAAAAUUAAGACUUGAUUAUAGGUACUUCCAUUAAGUUUAAGGAAGAGAUUUUUUUUUUGUGGUU